Molecule: messenger RNA, 774 nt
Organism: Xyrichtys novacula (pearly razorfish)
Lineage: Eukaryota; Metazoa; Chordata; Actinopteri; Labriformes; Labridae
Source: the annotation of a GenBank genome assembly
AUGCCAAAAACUCAUAUUCAAACACCAAACAAACUCAAGUUAAAAAACACCACAAACUCAAGUUCAAACACAACACAUACUAAAGUUCAACAAACACACAAUCUCAAGUUCAACCAAAAACACCUGACUCUCAAGUUUAACAAUUCGCUUCAACCUCAAGUUCAAAAACAACAGAAACUCAAGUUCAAAAAAACACAAACUCAAGUUAACCAAACACGCAAAUUCAAGUUCAAAAACACCACAAACUCAAGUUCAACAAACACCACAAACUCAAGUUCAAACACAACACAAACUCAAGUUCAACAAACACACAAAUUCAAGUUCAAAAACACCACAAACUCAAUUGUAAACACGACACAAACUCAAGUUCAACAAACUCAAGUUCAAACACAACACAGAGUUCAAAUAACACACAAAGUCAAGUUCAACAAACCAACAAAGUCAAGUUCAAAAACACCACAAACUCAAGAUGAAAUGCACAACAAACUCAAGUUCAAACAUGACAAAACUCAAGUUCAACCCAGCCACAAACUCAAGUUCAAACGCGAAACAAACUCAAGUUCAAAAACACCACAAACUCAAGUUCAAACACAAAAAAACUCAAGUUCAACAAACACACAGACUCAAGUUAAAACACAUCACAAACUCAAGUUAAAAAAACACUACAAACUCAAGUUCAAAAACGGAACAAACUCAAGUUCCAAAACACCACAACCUCAAGUUCAAAGAAACAAACAAACUCAAGUUCAACCAACGCGACAAACUCAAGUUUAA